Molecule: messenger RNA, 7959 nt
Organism: Mya arenaria
Lineage: Eukaryota; Metazoa; Mollusca; Bivalvia; Myida; Myidae
Exons: 6
Coding region: 131-1555 (474 amino acids)
Molecular function (GO): protein binding
Source: RefSeq, a predicted model, not a curated record
GGGAAGGAGACAUUUACACGCAUAUUUUGUGGUGGAUUUUCAAUGUCAAUGCUUUUCAUGACAUUCAAAUCGGAUUUUGAGUCUCCAUGCACUUCUUGUUUUGGAGCGGACUAUCUCAUUUUGCAGCGACAUGCUCGUUUGUUUUGGGCUCUUUGGAUUAUUGCUGUAUAACACAGUAGUAGCAAACGGCGUGUGUAGCUUCACGUACUCCCAAAAAGACGAGAUCAGAGCAUUGUCACAGCACUACGAGGAAAAGGGAUACAAACAGUGCGAGUACAACAUUCGAGCACCGAGAACAAAUUUUAUAGAAUUGAAUAUUACUCGAUUUUUUGGCUUCCGUUCUCGAUCUUCCAUGACAACCGGUAACUUACAGUCAGUUGGAUCAUACAACAAAGACGUGAAGAGCGCAUGCGUACCGCCGGAACUGGUCUUGACGGAAACGGAUAGUGACGACGAAAAUAGACAAGAAAAUAUUGUGAGAAUUUGUAGAAAUUCGCGGUAUAUAGGAUUCCCAAAAGUCUUUCAUUCUAAGUUAAAUGUUGUUAAAAUAACGUAUAUAUGGGUGGAGAAUCAUUCCAGUGGAUUUACUUUGGAUUUUGACUUUCACCAGAACACUUCCUGUUCGCAGAUCUGUGAUGACCGUGUAUGCCUGUCGGACCAUCAGUUGUGUGACGGACGAGCAGACUGCACGGAUAACUCCGAUGAGCACAGUUGUCCUCCUUUCUCACAGAGCACCGGUGCUUCACAAUCACCAUCUGAUGUUGAGUUGAUCCAGGCCGUGGCCAUCCUACUCAGCGUGGUUUUAAUGCCCGGCCUUCUCCUCAUCAUUUGUGUGGUGAGCCCCUGCCCGCUGGCUUCUCGAAUGUGGCCACGCCGCAGACGCAGCAGAGACAGAUUAGAAAAUAGUCAGGGGCGGCCAGAGUCUUGCACCUCAGAGGUGGUGUAUGUGCCCUCUCCAACUCCUGCAACUAGCCAGGAUAAACUUCUCGACCACCAGAUCUCACAAAUACGCGAGCACCAGCAGCGCGUGCGCUCUGUACGGACAGACACUAUGCUCGACCUUCCCCCGCAAAUACCCAUCUCGAAAGAUGGAGAGGAGGGAUACCCUGAUAGUCAAAAACAUUUAUUAUGUAAACCCAGAAAUAUGAACGAUAUGAUAUUUAGGCCACCCCCAAAUAAAACUGUUCAUGAUCGUGAGAGCCCACCCCCGUAUGAUUCUAAAACUGCCAGUUUAGAAAAUUUUGCAAACCCAGCAAAUAGACUUGUAAGAGACUCUUACGGUGUUACUCGGAUGGUACGCUGUUUUAGCAUGUCGUCGAAUGUCAAACCGUCAGCGGCAAACGGCACAAAGGACGCAUCACGAUCGCAAAGACAGUCUGCUAACACAAGAACCCAUUCUAGGACGUUGUCUACAAAUUUAGCAGCAGACGGACAAACAAGAACUGCGAAAAAUAGUGUUUCACCAAAUUUACAUAUUGACGAACCACCUGACUACGAGGGUGUGAGUUCUAGUGAUAAUAAUAGUCAAGUAAGUCUAAAAAUAGACAACGUAUGAUAGGGCAGUUAUAAAGAGUUUGUGUGUAUUCUGUGCUAUAAAGUGACUGUGUGAAAACUCCAAGGUCGUUGAGUCUUGGUGCGUGUGAUCUUAAUUGCCUUUUAGGCUCUGUGAUUCUAUAUGACACUAUUGUGAAAAGUAUAAAUUAUACAAAUUUAUAUAUAUAACGUCUAUGUAUACAUCAACAGGCAAGAAACGCCACGUUAUGGCGCUACCUUGUCGUACACACCAAGCGUGUAUGUGUAUAUAACAGAGGCUGUUAAUCGUGAAAGCUUAAAAGUCGCGAAAUGUGAAUGCUUGUGCUGUAUGUGAAUUUUUCUGCAGCGAAUGCUGUCCAUCAUUGUCAAGGCUAAGUCGACUCAUUCUGAUUGGAUGAAGGAACAUUAUUCAUCUGUAAUAAAAUUAGCAUCAUGGUCAAAGUUUUGACCUAAAAUAACAGUCAUUUAGGGCAGAUUUUGUGUGAUAAAUGUGUUUUAUUUGUCUAAUUUUGUGAAACAAACGGUGCCAAUGCUUAUGAAGUACAGGAUACAUGAACUUUGUACAAGCCUUUAAAAAUGUAGAUUUUGGGUAUGUAUGUUACAUGAAUGAAACAAAGAACAAAAAAUGAUGUUAUAGGUAUUCAAAUGCUAUUUUGUUACCCAAAAUGUUCAUUUGUGGCGUAAUAUUUUUCGUUUUGGCGACCUAAUACGUUGUGAUAUAUAGCCAAUCAGAAGAGAUAGCAAGGUCAUGUGAUACGGUCUUAAGAAAUUAAGUUGUUUGUUUCUGCUAACCUGACUGACCGUGCGCCAAUUUCUUGAAAGUUCUUAAGCGUUACGUUAAGUAGCUUAUAUUUCAUAGAGCAAAUUCCUUACUUAAUUUUGAUUUUCAUUAAUCUCCUAUGCAGUAAGGGUACUUUAUCUUUUGGCUACUGAUAAUCAAUGUACUGAUAAGCCAUACACUGGCAGGCCUAAUAUGGCUUGGUUUGGCAUGAAGUAAAGGGUUUUAUAAAAAUUAGCUUGUCGCAAUUAUCAUAAAGAUAAUUUCCUUUCAAAGUCAAAAAAAACUAUAGAAUAUAAAUAUGAAACAAAUCAUACCAAAACAAAAAUAGUCAGCUUUGCUUAAUCUUGUUAUAAGAGACUUAAGAUGUUUUUAGAAAUUGGGGCAGUGUUUUUUAGUGCUGACCAUGAAUACUCUCGGGUGAUAUAUUUCCUUCUAAUGCUGUGUCCAUUUUCAGUUAUUUUUGCCAAAUUGUACAUGACGCAGAUAAUAUAGAAAUAUGUCAUGAAAUAAAAACUUUCAUAAAAAGGUGUCAUUAACAAGUAUCUUGAGAUAUAUAUAUGUAAUAAAAGAUGUCAUGAAAAAUAUUUAGAAAAAAAGAUUUCAUGAUCUUGAGGCCAUAGGCAUUAUCGUUAUAAAGAGAUGAAUGAGUAAAAAGUUUAGAGAAUUUGCUUAUUCCUACCAACCCCUCUACAUAUAAACUGUUUGGGGGAGACAUUAGUAGAAACAAACAAUUAAUUUCCUUUGGCCUAUGGUGCCUCUUUUUCAUGCCCAUAUACAUCGUUUCUGUUUUGUUUAAGAAAUCAUGUACCUGAGGCCAAAAAAAAAUCAAUCUUUUUUUCCACUAACAUCUCCAUAAUAUGGUUGGUAGGGUAGGCGUUUUUUUAAAGGGAACCCCGAUUUUUUUGUAUAAAACCAACCUAUGCCAGAAUAUAUCGCUAUUGUAAGAAGUUUUAAAUGUAAAAUGGUCAAAUUUUAACAUGUUCACUCAUAAAUGAACAUUUUUUAGGAAAUUGCACAACCCACUGUAAAGUAAAAAAACAGUGUAGGGUGGGGAGGAAAAAAUGGGGCGGUUGGGUUCGUGGAAACAAACAAUUAUUUUUUAAUGCCUUACAAUUAAGACUUAAGUUGGUACUUGAAAAUCCAAUUUUCUGCUUUAUAACAAAACUUAAAUUUUAGUUGUUCAGUGUACUAAUGCCGAAUCAGUUGCACGAUUCUUUAAAUUAUAAUAACAAUGUUCUAUUUAUAUUAUGCUUCUAUUUAUAUUUGUUUUUUAUAUUUAAUAGCUUCUUUGAAACAAUCUUUAUUGAUUAAGCAAGAUUGUAAAAUGUUUUGUUUCAUAUUGAAGAUAUGCAGGAGAUAGACAUAGUGAAUUGUUGUCUGUGCUGUCUGCAUUCCAAUACGCUCCGUUUUAGUUCAACUGGCUCUAAAACCCAGGUUCUUAUAAUGAUAAAGAGCGUUGAUUUGUUUUCGAGCGUCAAAAUGCUCAAGUUGAACGAUAUAUGCACAAAAGACAUAUACAAGUAGGUCUGCUGAAAAUAAUAAUUUAUUUUGAAACACACUGAGCUAAACUUGGAAUCAUAAGUUGCUUCUUGUUAUAUUAACAUGAAAAACAAAUGUUAUGAAAUGUAUGAUGCCAGCAUGAAAUAUAGGUAUGUUUAAUAUUGACAAAAUCAUGGUCAGAGUCAAUUUAGGGCUUGGCGCAAAACUGUCAUAAUUCCUUCUAUUUUUAGCUUGACUAUUCGAAGAAUAGGUGGGCUAUAUACUACUCGCCCCGGCGUUGGCAUCGGCGUCCGGUUAAAGUUUUAGGGCAAGUUGGGAUUUUCACUUAUAAGUCCAAUACCCUACAUUCAAUUGACUUAAUACUUCACGCAGUUGUUCAGGGCCAUCACAUGAUGAGGUUAGAUAACUCCAUAUCAUUCUUUACACAGAUUAUGGCCCCUAAUUGACUAUGGAACUUAGGUUAAAGUUUUAGGGCAAGUUGGAAUAUUUAUUAAUAACUUCUAUAUCCUUUGUUCAAUUGACUUAAUACUUCACACAGUUGUUCAGGACCAUCACACAAUGAGGUUACAUAACUCCAUGUUAUCCUAAAUACAAGUUACGGCCCCUGAUUGACUUAGGUUAAAGUUUUAGGGCAGGUUAAAGUUUUAGGGCAAGUUGGGAUUUUCACUUUAAACUCCAAUACCAUUCAUUCAAUUGACUUAAUACUUCACACAGAUGUUCAGAGCCAUCACAUAAUGAGGUUAGAUAACUCCAUAUUAUCUUUUAUACAAAUUACAGCCCCUGAUUGACUAUGGAACUUAGGUUAAAGUUUAAGGGCAGGUUAGGAUAUUGUUUAAUAACUUCUAUACCCUUCAUUCAAUUGACUUAAACUUCACACAAUUGUUCAGGACCAUCACCCAAUGAGGUUACAUAACUCCAUAUCCUUAAUACAAGUUAUGGCCCCUGAUUGACUUAGGUUAAAGUUUUAGGCAAGUAAAAGUUAAGGGCAAGUUGGGAUUUUAAUAAAAAAAAAUCUAUACCGUUCAUUAAAUGCACUUAAUAAAAUUCAAAAUUAUUUACGACCAUCUUACAACAAGAAACAUUACUCCGUUUUAAGCCUAAAUACAAAUAAUGACCCUUGAAUUUUUUAAUUUUUUUUAUUUCCUUUGAAAGGCAUAUUUGUAUAUUCUUAACCACAUUUUCAUAAUGGGAAAUCAAGUUAGUUGAAUGACUUACGUCAUUGUUUGGGCGGGCUGGUGGGAGGGCAGCAUCAAAGUCACCUUAUGAAUAGAAUAAUUUUAGUUAGGUUUGACAUAAAGAGACCAAACUUGGUAUUAUUACAUUGUUAUUGUAUUCUAAGUCAAAGCGGCAUUGUCGAGCGCGCUGUCUUACGACAGCUCUUGUUACAUGGAGUUAGGACCUGCUUGCAGCGUGUCCUUGAAAUGCUGUAUUUCUUUUGUCAACAAAACAUUUAGGAGGUGCAAUACCCUUGAUCAGACACUUUUUAACCAAUGACGAGUUUCGUAAAAAUAACAGCUGUUUUUCUUUGUCAAUAAAACUUUUUCCUGGAAUAAUGACUUUGAUCAGACCAAUUAUGACUUUUGUUGUUGAAUUAAUCAUAUAUUUUCCUAUCUUUAUUGGCUAUAAAUAUAUUUAUUUCUCCAAUUUUACCAAGGUUAAAACAAACAUAAUUAGUCCAUAAUUUAUGAUGUUAUUUUGAAAACAAAAAUGGAAAAUAAUUAAAUUGAUGAAUUUUGCUGAUAACAGCAGCAGUUUUUUUCCUAUGUCAUUGUGUCCUGAUCGGCUAUUGCUGUUCAUAAUGGUGGUGUAAUGUUUCAGAGUCAAUGAACGAAAUUGCUCUAUAUUCUGAGCAAGUUCAAGGUCACCAUGCUAUGCUGUUGAGAAUGAAUGAAAUUAAGAUUUCAAAAAUUGUGAAACCAUGUAAACAUUUUGAAAUUGAUAUAAAUUAUGGAAUACGAGAGUCAUCGAUUGGAAUCGAUAAUGUUACAAAAUAACUUGGCAAAUAUUUAAGGUUAUCAGAUGUUACUGCAGAUAAGUUGAUUGUUUUAAGGGCUUAUUGGGUCUUCACUUCCUUAAAAAUAAAGCCAUAUAAAUUAGAAAUUCAUAUGAUAGAUAUUAAAUAGACUUUUUACAAAUUGUCCUGUCAUUUGAUGGAGUACAACUUUUACAAAUAACAUGGCCGACUUACGAUUUCUUUAUAGAGCAUAUUAUGCUCAAGAAAAACUGAUUUUCAAGAAAACUGAUGUGGGUUUUUUUAAAUGUUACGUCAGCACUGCUUCUAUGAAUUACUAGAAAUUUGUUUGAUCAAACAGAAUUAUAUCAAAUUAUUACCUGUCUAGACAUAUUGAACAUAUUUAUGACAGCUUUGUACACCAGCUCAGUUGCACACAACUGACAGACUUGAGUAUGAUAUUCAGUCUUGUUUAGAAAAGAAUUUUAACAUAUUCUUGAGUUGAACUCUCAUUCACAGAUAGUAAAAAAUUGAUAUUUAUGACCAAAAGAUUUUUUCUGUUUAUUGCAUAUGGUAAAAAACUGAUUCGCAAGCAUUUUGCCAAAUAUGCAAAACUAGACUUGAAAUUUCUCACAAUGAAGUAGUUAAAGAAUUAUAUUGAGGAAAAUGUGAACACUGCGUCAAUAUGGCUUUAAGAAAUGUUGAAUAUUUCAAGGGCAUUACCUAAAAGAACCAAGAAAUUGUUUCAUUGUUCAUUUGUUACUAUUUUGCUAUAUUUUAUGACUUUGUUGUUUCAAAAUCACAUAAAAAAAUAAAUGUGAUAUUUCAUUGACUUGUAUAUUUUUUCCUUCAAUAUUUUUUUUCAUUGAAACUGUGUUGCAUGUUUUUCGAUUGUUUAAUUACAUCAUGAUGCGAAAAUGCUGUAUCUUUGUCUUUAUUUAUUAACGCUUGUUAAUGGUCAAAUCUUGAAAUUAUACAAUAAUGCUCAAAACUGCACAAAGUCAUAGUAUCACUGAUAAAAAAUUAUACUAACACAGAAUGCAAAUGAUGGGCCGAUUGUUCAGAACUUGGUUAAAGUUAACAACGUGAUUAACGACAUCGUUGUUAACUUUUAAACGUGAAUAUUUGAUGAUGUGCUCAUAUAUUUAAAUACAAACAAGUUCAGCUCAAAUUUUGUUAGAAAUACAGCAGAUAACAUGUGUAUCAAUUAAACUUCCAGAGCAGUAACGAUUUGAAAGUUAACAACAAUGAAGUUAAAUAACCUUGUUAACUUAAGGAAACUUCUGAACAAUCAGCCCAUUAUCUCAGAUAAUUAAUAACAAGCAACUUCACCCACUACCCUGGUUAUUGAAAUUAUUGUAUAUUGUUAAAUUGUAUAAUUUCAAUAUUGAGGGUAGUAGGUGAAGUAACCGUUUUGUACCAUGUUACCAAGGAAAACGUUCAAUAACUAGCAUGUGGUAUAACUAGUGACUUAUUGCACGGUAAGUGCUCUGCCUUCUGGUUACCAUUCUGAUAUGAAAAUUAAUAACUGAACAAAAACAACCGAACAGUUUUUCCACUAUGGUACAAGGAACUGUUGUAUUUUUGCUAUUAGACAUGUCAACUACGCAAAUUAUUUAUUACAACGUGCUGUAUACUUGUUGAGUCUGAGGAUUUCUCUCUGUUGAAGCUAAAAGCUCACUCAGCCAAGCUUUCGUCACAUUCUUUUGUAUCCAUGGCAACUGUUACAUUUUUAUUUGUUUUCAUUAUGUUGGUUCUGAUAAUUAAAUUAUUACUUUUCCUCAAUUCAAAAUUUUCCAUUUCUAGUUAGACUUUUCAGAACGAGAUUUCUGUAAGGAGCUAUAACUUAAUAAAAUGUAAUAAAUAUUACGAUUGAUUUUCCUCAUUUAUUAUUUUAACUUUCAAAAUGGUCUCAUUCAAAUCAUUUCCUCAUUCUUUAACUCAUGAAGAUUGAUAGAGUGGUUUGGUCAGACUGAAAUUUUAAAACAUUUUUUAAAAGAAAAUUGUACAUCUUUUUAGUAUUUGUUUCAAAAACAUAAAAUGAGUGUAAUGUGAUGAGAAAAUGUGACCAAAGUUUGGCAUUUCCAUUCAGCAGAUCACAAUUUGAAGGUAAACCAUGUUGGUUUAAAAUCGCUUGUGUUUUAUAAUUGUCCCUUGUUGCAUUAUAGAAAUAAAAAAAAGCAAUUGUCAAAUA